This is a messenger RNA of Colletotrichum karsti, 876 nucleotides long. RefSeq lists its product as uncharacterized. Bases 1 to 876 code for a protein of 291 amino acids. Gene Ontology annotation, molecular function: arylformamidase activity. The transcript has 2 exons. NCBI's taxonomy places the organism in Eukaryota, Fungi, Ascomycota, Sordariomycetes, Glomerellales, Glomerellaceae. The record is from RefSeq and is a predicted model, not a curated record.
AUGCCGGUCUCCAUGGAAUAUACCGAGCACCACUAUGCUCCCAACAACGAGCUCCAGAAGCUGGGCAUAUGGAAAUUCCCUGCCGCUGCUGACACUGCUACCGAUGCGUCCAAGUACUGGGUCAUCUGGAUUCACGGCGGUGCUUGGCGCGACCCUCGGAAGACCUUCAAGGAUUUCAGAACCUCGAUCGAACAGAUCGUACAGGCCUCCUCUAUCCCCAAGUCGAAGCUUCGCGGCUUCAUCAGCAUUGACUAUCGUCUUUCCCCGCAUCCGCUUUUCCCGCAAGACCCUGCCGUCACCGCACCGGCCGAGCUUCGGUCCGCUCAGCACCCCGACCACCUCCGUGAUGUCUGGUCCGCCCUCGCCUUCCUCCAGCACCGAUACGACAUCAGAGAUCGUUACAUCCUCAUGGGUCACUCGGCCGGUGCUACCCUUGCCCUCCAGCUACCCAUGGGAUCCGCUUCUCUCGGCGCCGCGCCGCCGUCUGAGGUCCAGAUGCCAAAGGCCAUCGUCGGUAUCUCCGGUAUCUACGAGCUUAAUGCCUUCAACGAACGUCAUGAUGAGAACUACACUCAGUUCAUCGCCGGCGCUUUUGGCGAAGAUCAAACCGCCUGGAACAAGGUUGUGCCGGCCACAUUUUCGGGAAGCUUCAAGGACGUUUUGCCCACAAAGCCGCUCAUCCUAUUGGCCUGGUCUCCAGACGACACUCUAGUCGACGAGCCAGAGAUUGAUGGCAUGGUGUCCAAGCUGAAGCAUGACGGCGUCGAGUGCACCGUCAUCAAGAAUCUCACUCACGACCAUGACUUCGUAUGGCAGGAUGGCAAACAGAUUGCGAGGCUUCUUUCCGAGACUCUCGAUUUGCUGACAAGGAGUUGA